AUGGACAGGCGGCGCAGCCCGCCCUCACCACAUAUGGAGGCCGACAAGACCUACACCGCAGAAAUAAAUGCGAUUCCCUCGUUCAGCAGCCAUGGAACUCUCGAGGCUAAGGAGUUUAACUGGGAGAUUUGCAUACCUACAGACCAGAUGGACAAGGCCACAGCUAUUUUUGAAAAUUCCCCGGAUUACGAACCUGCCAAACCGAUGCUUCCGCAACCGUUUUCUCUCAUACACACAUAUCCUCAUUUCAAACGCGUCGGCAUUAACAUUAUUUUCGUUUUGGUGCCAUCUUUCGACGUUCAUUUUAACGUCAAGCCAGGAAAUAUUACGAGAAGUUUCAACGACAUCCCGUUCCCAAAGUUGGAAGUUUUGGUGCAAAGCCACAUCGAAAGAAACGACACAAUUAAUCUGACUGACCUUGUCGAUGGUGCCGACCUGUCGGAAGAGUGGGGCUAUGAGAACCUGGAACUAGAAGGUAAAAACGACGGAGAAUGGGUUGCCAAGAUUAACGCUGUCGCUGAGGCUAUGCCAGAUCGCCCAAGAGACAGACCCCCCACCUUGCAUUGCAGUGACUACCCUGGUUGA
Messenger RNA from Pyricularia grisea, 585 nucleotides. RefSeq lists its product as uncharacterized. The transcript is spliced from 2 exons. The record is from RefSeq and is a predicted model, not a curated record. Bases 1 to 585 code for a protein of 194 amino acids. Lineage: Eukaryota; Fungi; Ascomycota; Sordariomycetes; Magnaporthales; Pyriculariaceae.